Messenger RNA from [Candida] anglica, 2742 nucleotides. NCBI's taxonomy places the organism in Eukaryota, Fungi, Ascomycota, Pichiomycetes, Serinales, Debaryomycetaceae. The record is from the annotation of a GenBank genome assembly.
AUCAAUCAUCACUUUAAGUGUAUACACUAGAAGUUAACGCCUUAUUGACCACCAUGUCGCGUUUCUUUGCCGCUGGUUACAACUCCGACUCGAGUUCCGAUGAGGAAGACUUGCUCAGUUCUUCCGAUGAGCUUAUUUCGUCUUCUUCCGAAGGUGAACAGUCUGAUGAUCAAUUCUCCACCGACUCUGAAUUUGAUAACGAUGACGAUGAUAAUGAUGAUUCAUCCGAUGAUUCUGAUGGCGAGAUCCCAACUGGUCCAGCUUACUUCUUGAAGAAGUCCUUCCUCAAGGGCUCUGGAGGAGACUCCGACUCGGACAGUGAAGAUGAAGGUAGAAGAGUAGUCAAGUCUUCCAAGGAAAAAUUGCUUGAUGAAAUGAGAUCGUAUGUCGAAGCAAUUGCCUCUGCCCGUCGUUCCGGUGACUGGUCCACCGUUUUGGUCGAGUUUGACAAGUUGAACCGUCAACUCAUCAGAGCUGCUCAACAAAACGUCAGCAUUCCAAACUUUUACAUCAAGAGUCUUGCUGAAACUGAUGAUUACAUUGUCGAAACCACUGCCAAUGAAAAGGAAGCCACCAAGAAGAUGAACGCUGCCGUCGGUAGAGCCUUUAACACUGUCAAGCAAAGAGUCAGAAAGCAAAUCAAAGAAAACCAACAGUACAUCGACUUGUUCAGAGAACAACCAGAACUCUUUGAUAAAGAAGAAUCCUUGGAUGAACAUAUCAUUCCAGCUGUCUCCUCCACUGAUGCUGCAUCUGGUGAAGCUGGUUCCUCUCAAAGAAUACUUUCUCCUACUUUCACAACUCUUAGACAAAUCUCUGAAACUCGUGGUAAGAAGAAUGUUGACCGUAUGGAACAAAUUCAAACUUUGGAAGAUCUUCUUGCUCUGAUCCGUGGUUCCGACAAGAUUUUCGAAAUCAUUUCUGUUUCCCUCAUGUUGUUGUCAAUCCGUUUCGACGCUUCUGCUAACUUGGUUUUCAUGUCUAUUGAUCAAUGGAACAAGAGUGAAAAUGAUGUCAAUGAUUUAUUGGAUCUUUUAUCUGGUCCAGCUGGUAAGACUUACCAAGUUUCCGAAUUUGGUACCAUUGCCGAUGACUUGGAUAUUGAACCAACCGCCAAUGAACAAGGUGUUAAGGUUGUUUUUGGUUCCAUCACAUCUCUCAUUGAACGUUUGGAUGAUGAAUUCACUAGAUCUUUGCAAAAUGCCGACCCUCAUUCUCUCGAAUAUAUUGAACGUUUGAAGGAUGAAUCUAAGAUUUACAAGUUGAUUGUCAGAGGACAAUUGUACGUUGAAUCAACCACUCCAGUUGAACUCAGAACUCAACCUGAAGCUGAACCAUUAGCUAGAAUUGUUUGUAGAAGAUUGGAACAUGUCUACUACAAGCCAGAUCAAUUGAUCAUUGCAAACGAACAAGAUGCCUGGAACGGUAUUUCCAAGGACUCCGACUCUUCUAUUGUAUCCAAGUCCGCCACUCCUUCUGAAUUAAUGGCUUCUUUGUCAGACUUUUUGACCAACCAAGCACACUCCAUUUACAAGAAGAAGGCUUUACUCUGUACUGUCUACUAUAAUGCGGUUAACAACAAAUACACCGAAGCUAAGGAUCUUUUCUUGGGAUCUCAACUUUACUCACACAUUCACAAGUCUGAUUCAUCAUUACAAGUGAUGUACAACAGAGCUUUGGUUCAAUUGGGAUUGGGUGCUUUCAGAGCUGGUGCUAUUGAAGAAUCACAUCAAACUUUGACUGAAAUUGCCAACACCCAAAGAUUAAAGGAACUUUUGGGUCAAGGUUUCAGUACAAAAUAUCCAAACCAAGCAACCACAGCUGAAAAGCAAAAGUUACUUCCAUUCCAUAUGCACAUUAACUUGGAAUUACUUGAGUGUGUCUACAUGACUGGUACCUUCUUGUUGGAAAUCCCAGCAAUUGCUGCUGCCAGUGACAACUCUAAGGACUCCAAGCGUAAGACUUCUAUUAAGUCUUUCAAGAGUAAGUUGGAAUUCUACGACAAGCAAUACUUUACUGGUCCACCAGAAAGUAUCAAGGAUCAUGUUGUACAUGCCUCCAAGGCCUUGCAAAAGGGUGAUUGGGCAAAGGCUUAUGACUUGUUACUGUCCAUCAAGAUCUGGAAAUUGUUCCCUGACAAUGAAGCUUUGUUGGCUAUGAUGAAGCAUCAAUUACAAGUUGAAGGGUUGAGAACGUAUAUAUUUACUUACAAGUCUCUCUUUUCCAAGUUGUCUUUGGCCAAAUUAUCUACUGUGUUUGCACUUGACAAUGAAGCAGUUGUUGAAAUAGUGAACAAGAUGAUUGAAAAUGAAGAGAUUAGUGCCAAGAUUGAUGAAUCUGGUAAAUUUAUGGACUUCACAACUGAAGAACAUCAAAGAACUAGAUUGCAAGAAUUAGCCAUUGUUAUGAAUGAAAAGGUUAAGCUUGUGACGGAGAAGAAUGAAAAGACCGCUGCCAAUGGACAUGGAAGAAAGCUGCAACAACAAAUGCAACAACAAAAGGAGCAAAAGGAACAGCAGCAACUAGAAGAAAACAAUAGAUUCAGAUAUGCCAGUGUCAACACCAACAACGAUGAAUUCCAAACAUAAGGGUUUCCAUCAUGAGGGAAACUCUGUUUCUUGUAAUUUUAUCAUUGCAUCGCUUCCUUGUGGAAGCGGCUUGUUUUACCGUUUGCUUACGGCGAUUCGUCUAUAGACAUACGUACUUAAAUACACAUUAAGAAAGAAUAUCGGAUUGUAGAGA